Messenger RNA from Symbiodinium sp. CCMP2456, 2818 nucleotides. The record is from the annotation of a GenBank genome assembly. NCBI's taxonomy places the organism in Eukaryota, Dinophyceae, Suessiales, Symbiodiniaceae.
GACCAGCUGAAGAUGUGAAGCGUGGCCAUCUGAUCGUCAGAGAGGAUGGUGGACUUACUGUGGCUAAAAGCGUGAAGUUUGGUGUUACUGACACCCACCGUGACCUACCAGGGCUUCUUUCCCCGGCUGUUGCAGAAGGCCUCCCCGAGGAACUACUCUCGUCCAGCGAACCACCAACCAAGGAGGACCUCAAGAAUGAGAUUGAGUUCAAGGCCAGGAAGCUGAAUGAGGAGAGGAACUACAGCCUGGAUGAGGCGGUGUCGCUCUACAAGUUGUUGGAAAUGCUCGGCAACACUGAUCGCAGAUUGGGGAAGAAAACCUCGAUUGCAUCUUGGUACACAGGUGCUUAUGUACAUGGAGGUGUUGCAGGGACAAGAACCAACAUGAAGGAGUUUCCACACACUACUAAGUUCCUCGUGAGCCUGGCCAAGCACUACUGUGGUGAAGUGGAGUUCACAGCCCUGGGGCUAGCCAUGAAUGCGCAGCUUGGACUUCAUCGUGACCUACACAACUACGGUCCAUCGAAAAACUAUGUGUUACCCCUCCAUGACUUCGAGAAGGGUGCAUUAUGGGUCCAGGAUGAUGACGUGAAUGAGCACGAUGGAGUUGAAAAGGAACUUCCCAGCGGGAAGAAAGUAAAGGGCCGACUCAUUGAAAUGGAGAAAGGCAGGCCAGUUUAUUUCUCACCUCGAAAAUGGCAUGAAGUCCAGCCGUGGGUUGGGGAAAGACUGGUCCUGCUCCUCUACACUCCUCGGGCCACUAAGCUUCACAUGGACAGCGUUGAGUUCCUGGAAGUCUUCCAGACAUUUGUACAAGGCUGUACAAGGGAUGAUGCUCAUGAUGAAGAAUUGCCUCUCCCGGCAAUGGACACCCAGACAUGCUGCGCGCGAAGCCUUUCGGACAACUUACCAGUGGAAGAUAUGGGUUUCAACGUGAACCACCAGGCCUUGACCGAAGAAGUGGAGAAUCCUGAUGACGAGGACUACAUGGAUGAAGGUCUGUCGGCCUUCCCCUCCCCACACAUCAAGAUGAUGAGGCAAGAGCAAAAGCCUGUUGAAGGGUGUGCUGAGGAGGAGGACUACAGCUUCCUACGUCCACAGACUCCUGAAGAACUUCCUCCCCUUCCUGAUCAUGUUGAAGUUGCCCAUAAUGGAGUAGCGGCGACAGUUAGGAAAAUGGUGAAGAAAGCGGAAGUGCAGUACACCAAAAACAUUGAAAGCCUACUGGAUGAUGUCAAGGAGAGCGGGAAGUUUCUUGAAGUGACCCACAAUGUGAGCCUCGGCGACGUCAGAAAGAACCUGGAGGCGUGGAAGCCUUCGGCACUCAAGGAGUUCAAGAACCUCAAGGACUCCAAGAAGGCAUUCUCUGUGAAAAGGAGAGAUGAACUUCCACCGGGCUGCAGGAUCGACGACAGCAACUUCGACCUCUUUGCCGCGGGUGUGGACGCAACGAGUUUGAGGACGCUUCUGGCAGCAAAUGCCCGGAAACCAUGGAAGAUUGGAACUACAGAUGUACGACAAGCCUUUGUCUUGGCCAAGUGGUUGGGACAGCCAGUCGCGUUGGAACCGCCAGCUAUAGCCUACGAACUGGGUUUGGCUUCACAAGGACAGGUUUGGUUUGUGGAGCAGGCUAUCUAUGGCCUGAGAGAAUCACCUGCCCUAUGGUCUCGAUUUCGUGACGAACAGCUUAAGCUGGCCAGGUGGAAUAUGGAUGUGGAAGGCGUUCCAACAACAACGAGGCUUCAGCAGAUGGUGUCGGAUAAUCAGGUGUGGAAGAUUGUGGUUGAUGGGGGCGAUGACAAAGUCUUCGGCUAUGUCGUCGUCUACAUAGAUGACCUGCUCAUCCAUGCAGAGGAAGGGGCUAUGAGAAGUUUCUUUGACUGGGUUUCUGCCAAGUGGGAGGUCGAUGCCUUGGAUGUUCUGGACUAUGACCACCCCAUACGGUUCCUGGGCAUGGAAAUGCACCGAGUUCCAGGAGGAGUAGAGCUGGCCCAGGAAGGCUUUAUCAAUGAGAUCCUGAGGUCCCAUGGCCAUCAAGGCGGACGUUCCCAAAGCCAAGGACCCCGGGAAACGCUCAUUUUGAGCGAUGAGGAGGAGCGAGCCUUAAUCGAUGCCCAGCCGUCCAAUGUCAAUCCCAAGGACCCUCAAGUUAAAGAAGCUCAGCGCAGAGUGGGAGAGUUACUGUGGCUCAUGGGCCGUACCCGGCCGGAUCUACAGCAUACAGUUUCGAUUAUGGCGGCAAGGAUCACCCGAUGUCCAGGAAUGGUGAACAAGGUGGGGAGCCGGCUUCUUGACUAUUUGAAUGAAACCAAGCACUACCGCUUGGCCUUCACCCAGGACUCCGAGGAGAUUGCUACGCAGCUCGACAUCUACACUGACUCCUCCUUCGCUCCAAGCGGAGGGAGGUCACAAGGUGCGGCGGCAGUCUUUUACGGACGGUCUCCAAUAGUAUGGCGGGCCGGUAGACAACAGCUAGUCACGUUGUCGACAGCAGAAUCAGAACUUCUGGAAACAGUGGAGGGUACUUUACUUGGGCUCUCAACCAGGGGACUGCUGACCGAGCUUUUGGGCAGAGAACUGCCACUCGUGGUCUGGGCGGAUAACCUGGCCGCAGUGGCCUUGCUCACUACAUCGUCAGGGAGCUGGCGUACCCGGCACUUGCGCCUACGCAGCAACUGGGUGCGAGAGAUGGCAAAGAACCAAGAGCUGGCCAUAAAACACGUUUCGGGAGAAUUUCAAAGAGCAGACUUAGGCACUAAGCCGUUCACUCGUGAACGGCUUCGUCAGUUGGUAGCAAUGUGGAGUAUGAUCGACAGGAG